Cydia pomonella (codling moth) is the source of this 2101-nucleotide messenger RNA. Its product is annotated as mitochondrial inner membrane protease ATP23 homolog. The transcript is spliced from 5 exons. The coding region runs from base 197 to 982 and encodes 261 amino acids. The record is from RefSeq and is a predicted model, not a curated record. NCBI's taxonomy places the organism in Eukaryota, Metazoa, Arthropoda, Insecta, Lepidoptera, Tortricidae. Gene Ontology annotation, cellular component: extrinsic component of mitochondrial inner membrane. Gene Ontology annotation, molecular function: metalloendopeptidase activity. Gene Ontology annotation, biological process: mitochondrial protein processing; mitochondrial proton-transporting ATP synthase complex assembly.
UAUUAUAUUUAAUUUUGAUCUACUUUUAAAUUCUUGUCUUUAUCGACCAUUACAUCAUUAUCUGUCAUUGUCACUGUCAAAAUCAUAUGGUAACUUUUCGGCACUUGUGUGUGCCUUGGAUAUUUUAGGUUCUAAAAGUGGUCUUAGAUCAUUUAAAAAAAUAUAUUUUGUGUUUUAUUAUUAGGGGUAUUAAUGUAUGAAAAUGUUUAGUAACGCUCCGGCACCAGAACCUAAAAGUAAAGCCAGCCCUGACAUUAGUAAAACCCCUACACAGACUGGGCCCAAAAAGGAGGAAGCUUGGGGUUAUGAUUUGUAUCCUGAGAGACGAGGAACCUUUUCCCCUAAAAUAGGAAAUAUACUUGUCGGAAAAGAGGGGAAAGAAAAUGUAGAAAAGUUAAAAUGUGAACAAAAUGUCGUUGAGUGUGUUAAAACGAGUCCUAUUGUGAAACUAAUGAUGAGAGCGCUAAAAAGCUCUGGAUGCCCAAUAGAUAUUCGGAGACAUUUUUCAUGUGAAGUGUGUGAUUACUCUGUCAGCGGAGGCUAUGAUCCUGAGCUCAAUCAGAUUGUAGUAUGCCAGAAUGUAAGCACGCGAAAGGGCAUGGUUCAAGGAGUCCUGGUUCAUGAGAUGAUCCACAUGUUCGACUACUGCCGCAAUGAGCUUGACUUUAAGAACAUGGAACAUCUAGCUUGUUCGGAGAUCCGAGCGGCAAACCUGACGCAUUGCUCUUUCACUAGCGCUUGGUCUCAAGGUGAUGCUUCUUGGACUAAGAUUAGGAAGGCCCACCAGGAUUGCGUAAAAACGAAAGCUCUGUACUCAGUGUUGGCAGUGCGUCAAAUCGGCAAAGCUGAAGCUGUGGAUAUCAUCGAAAAGGUAUUUCCAAAAUGUUAUGCAGACCUGGAACCCAUAGGCAGACGGAUACGCAGAAACUCUGACGACAUGAUCAGAGUGCUUAGAGAUGCCUCUUACUAUGGAUAUGAUUGAUUUCUAUAUACAUUAUGACCAUAUGGUAUGGUUAUUAAUAGUGAUCGGCGAUUCGUUUGCUAGUAGGGGUAAAAGACAAUAUAUUAUCAAAUGUUUUAAAUAGGUACUUUGUAUUUAGACACUACCUACAUAAAUAGCAUUUUUGUAAACAAUCGAUUUUUUUUCGCCUGUCGUGUCAAGCGUCACUUUCGCACAUACAUAUUUGUUAGAAUUUGACAUACAUGGUAAUAAAGACAAUCGGAAACUUAUUUUUCAAACCAUUUUCGUUCAUUCACCCGGGAACGAAAAGGAUUUCGUCUCCGUUUGCAAUUACCGGUUAAAGAACAGGGUGCAUAGCCAACGUGCCAAUCGUUAACGCUCCGUGGCGUAACGUAGUCAUAUCUCUCUAUCACUUCCAUAUUAGUGCGACAGUAACAGUUGCGUUUGGACCGCAACACAUGUAGGUCCAAAUGCCAAAUUUAUGCCAAAUUCGUUCAUCUUUCGUUUUUGUGGAAAGAAAUUAAUCAGUUAAAUUGAAAAUAUUGAAUCAAGAUAGAAUGAGUGCCUAAGUAGGUAUUGCUAUCUCUUUCAAAACGAGUUUAAUCGAGACUCUUGAGUUGAACCGGUAUUAUAUCGUUCCCUGUGAACCAUAAAGUUUCGUCCCCUAAUAAGGAGAGAGAACGAUUUUUUUAGUUCGCGUUCUAUCAAUUAACCGGUUUUUAAAUGAACGAUGAAAAACGGUGGCAACCUCGAAAAACUCAUUGUGACCGGCAAAGUGGAUGGGAAAAGGCCUGGACGCGGACGCAGUCCAAUACGUUGGUCUGACCAGAUCCGCACCACUCUUGAGACCACAGUUCACAUGGCUCUCCACACCGUCAGAGACAGAAACAGAUGGAGAAAGAUCGUAAGAUGUUCAGGAAUACGACGCAAGGAGGGGAAAUUAAUGAUAUAACGGUUUUGGAAUGAUAUUAAAAGGUAUUUUACUAGCCCUGAUUUCUACCAGAUCCCUUGACGUUGCAACCGAAUCGCCGAUCACUGGUUAUGAAAUAUUUAUGUAGGCAACAGGUGAAGUGUAGUAGCAUAUGUAUUAAGAUUGUUGACAUGUAGGUGGGAAUAAAAUUUGCGUUGAAUUUAAAAUAA